AUGCCUCAGCCGAUCCCCCCACCGCACACGCCUCAGGCUGACGCUGUGGGUGCUGGCCUGCCCACCCACUCAGCCUACAACGCCACGCCCGCCACCGGUGCACCCACACCUGCCGGCGCCGCCCCCAAGACGACGCCCACGAAGUCGACGCUCAAGGCCCUGCCCACGGUCCGCGACCACACUACAGAUCAGCUCAACGAGACAGGUGAUGAGUACAUCCCCCGUGAGUAUGACGAAUUCGGUGAGAAGAAGGUGAUGCAGAAUGGCCAGCUUCAGGGCGGCCGGACCUACAGGUGCCGCACCUUUCUGGUGCCAAACAGGGGCGAUAAGCUCUUCAUGCUCGCCACCGAGUGCGCCAGGGUCCUCGGUUACCGCGACUCGUACCUGCUCUUCAACAAGAACAGGUCCCUGUACAAGAUCAUUGCCAGCCAGCCGGAAAAGGACGACUUGGUCUCGCAGGAGAUCCUCCCCUUCUCGUACCGCUCGAGGCAGAUUGCCAUCGUCACGGCCCGUUCCAUGUUCCGCCAGUUUGGCAGCAGGGUCAUCGAGGGCGGCCGCCGCGUCCGCGACGACUACUGGGAGCAGAAGGCCCGCAAACAAGGCUUCACCGAGGCCGACCUGGCCGGCGAGAAGCGUCCCGGAGCGGCCAAGGCACGCGAAGCUGCCGCCGAGGCCCAGAACGCCAUCUUGCCUCCCGGCCCUCACACUGAGAUAGUCUACAACAACAACCCGGCGGCCUACCCCGGCCCCCCGCAGCCCCCUCUUGUCCAACCAGAUCUGGCCGACGCGAGGCCGCGCGACUACAGCGGCAUCAUCAAGGGCGGUCCUCGCCAGGAGAUUACCGGUCCCCCGUACCAGGACCAGACGCGGCCCUCGCCCCUGGGUGAGGUCCAGUCCCAGGCCUCGCACGCCGCCGACUUUAACCGUUCCGUCAACCAGCAGCGCGGCAUGCGCAACGAGUAUCUUCAGGAUAUCUGGCGUCGCCCGCACGAGCAGCCCCCGACGAGCCUGGGUUCCAGCGAUCCCGUCGUCCCAUCCACGGCCGGCCGUCCCAACACGUCACCUCACGCCACCACCGCCGCCAGCGGAAUCUCUCAGCCGCCCGUCGUGUCAUCCCAGAGCCCGCAGAUGAUGAUGACCGGUCCGCCCUACUCGCAGUCGAUCCAGGCCCAGAGCACCCCCGGACACCAGCCCCCACUCAGAGGUAAAGCUGCCACUGCUACUCCUGCCUCUUCUCUCCCUGACAUGGCGCCUACUACCCUUCUGCCCAAGGGCAUCCUGCCUGCACUCAAUGCUAACAGGCUCGUCACGGCAGGCUCCACCAGCAGCAUCGGACAGGGAACCCCCGGCUACAACUACCAAUCCGGACAGAUGUGGUCGCAGACGCCCCAGACACCCCAGCACAGCUACGGAAGCUAUAGCGGGGCCCAGGCCCAGGCCCAGGCCCAGCAGCAGCAGCAGCAGCAGCAGCAGCAGCAGCCGUCUCACCCGUCGCAGUCGCCGGCCUCCCAUCUCCGACAGCCGAGCUCGGGCCAGAUGCAGCCCGGCAGCAUGCAGUUCCCCAGCAUGGGUGGCAUGCAGUACGGCGCCGCCGGCGGCACCAUGUACCCAGCCGAGCAGACACCCAGGCAGUACAUGCCGCAGACGGCGCCAGGCAGCGCCCAGUGGUCCAGCCAGCACCCGCCUCCCCAGCAGUGGUGGGCUCCGCAGCAGCAGCCUCAGUAG
Messenger RNA from Geosmithia morbida, 1725 nucleotides. RefSeq names its product chromatin structure-remodeling complex protein RSC7. NCBI's taxonomy places the organism in Eukaryota, Fungi, Ascomycota, Sordariomycetes, Hypocreales, Bionectriaceae. Gene Ontology annotation, molecular function: chromatin DNA binding. Bases 1 to 1725 code for a protein of 574 amino acids. The record is from RefSeq and is a predicted model, not a curated record. Gene Ontology annotation, cellular component: nucleus. The transcript is spliced from 2 exons.